This is a messenger RNA of Colias croceus (clouded yellow), 3580 nucleotides long. RefSeq lists its product as uncharacterized. The transcript is spliced from 6 exons. The record is from RefSeq and is a predicted model, not a curated record. Bases 254 to 2857 code for a protein of 867 amino acids. Lineage: Eukaryota; Metazoa; Arthropoda; Insecta; Lepidoptera; Pieridae.
UCUGACAUUUUUAUUGCAAUUUUCAUUGGAUCUCUUAACGUUUUCUUAUUUUACGUUUGUUCAAAGCUCAUAUUAAUUAUUCGUUAUUUCUUAACUUUUAUACCAUGUUGAACAUAAAGCAUGAGUUACCAAAGCGUUUUAUUUAUUACUGACAAACAUUUAUUUCAGUUACAAACCAUGUUCUAAAGGAACUUGUUUCCAGUGUCAUAUUUGCUGACUGACAAAAGGUGAAAGUGUUUUAUAGGUAUUAGCCAUGGCUUGUGUAGAAAUGCAGCACGAAAAUAUGGAGUCUGAAAGGGAAGAGGGUGAAAUUGUAGAUGAGCUCGAUGAUCUAUCAGAUAUUUCGUCAGAGGAAGAGUUUUUAUUGCGACAAAGGUUAGAAAUUCUGGAAAACUACAACAAUGUCCUUGAAAGAAAGGAGGCUAAAAGAACAUCUCUGGGCACAGGUAAACCAAAUAAAACAAAACCUUCAUUUUGGCAAGAGUUCACAAAAGUAUCAGAUGAUAAAAAUGAUUCUAAUACACAAGAAGUGUACCGAGUUACUCGAACUGAAAAAUACCUAAAAAAAACUAAAAAGUCAAAGGAACAACCAAAAGAAAUUGAGCCUUUAAAAAAUAACAGAAAAAAAUAUGCUCGCAGUAAAAAGGUUCUACCAAUGAAAGUGGUGAGUGAAACCAGUGAAGAUUCAGAGGAUGAUGAAUACAAGAAUAAAAGGCGAAAAUUAGCUGAUGCUGUCACUCUUAAUAAAAAUAAAGUAGACACAAGUAGUUCUUUAAAAGACAGACUCGCCAAAAUGCUUAAUGCCAAUCAGACGAAAACUGCAGAUUCUUUUAUUAUUAAAAAUCCAAUAAUACUCACAGGUCCAAAUACCAAACCAGCCCAUAAAACUAGUUUAAAAGCCAACGCAGACAUUAUUUCUUUGAAUAGUGAUUCCACCGAGAAUAAUGCUAUUGAAAAUCCAAAUGUAUUAAAUGAUCUUAUAGAUACAGAUGAUGAUAUAAAAAUUAUUGAAAAUGUUGGUGAAGACUCACAUGAUACUGUUGAUGCGGGAAUUGUAGAACAGAAGAAAGAUUUACAACCUAAUGAUAGUGGCGCAAGUACUGAUGAAGAUUUAGAGUCAUUGAGGCAGCAUGCUUUGAAAACAAAAUCUUCCAAAUUAAAAUUAGCUCUUCCUGAUGUACAAAACAUUGUUGCCAAUAAACCAGAUUCAGAAGACGAAGAUAGUGACACUGCUGAGUUGAGAAUGAUUUGCUUAAGGUCAGCAUUGUUGAAAAAAGCAAUAGAGAUGAAAAAGAAACAAAAAUUGCAGAAACGGUUGUCCCAACAUUCAAUUAUGGAAGAUGACUUUUUUGAAAAUUGUGCUAAUGAUAGGAAUGAUACCGAAAAUAAUACAGAUGUUGAGAAUGUUGAUAUGGAGAUUGGUUCGGAUGGCGAUGAAAAGAGUAAAGAUGGCUGUGAUAAUAAUAAUAUUUUUAAUGAAUUUGAUGUUAAGAACUUAAAACAGUGUACAGGUUCAGUUAAAGUAGCCAAAGAGGAUGAAUUGGAGGAAGAUGAAGAUUUAUUAAGAGCAAAAUUAUUGACAUCUUUAAGUAAAAACCUUCCUAAUCUAGUAGAUAUAAAUACAUUAACUAAUACUGAAGUUGAAGUUGCUAGAGAAGUAACUAAACCAAGAACAGAAGUGGUGAAAAAAAUGAAAAUACCAGAAGAUAAGAAAUUUAUUAUAACGCUUGGUGAUUCAGACUCUGAAGGUGAACAUGAAGCUACGAAAAAUUUGACAAAAAUGCACAUGAAAUUGGCAGAGCAAACAGAAUUUCAGCAAAAACUUGACCAGUUUUUGAAAUCUACUAGAAUGGAAGUCGAGAAAAAUGCUUUACCAGAUGUUGUUCAACCUCAAGCUCCACCAAAACCAACUCAGAAAUUUGUUCCCAAGGCAAUGAACCAUUUACCAAAAUCAGAACAAAUUGAAUAUAAAAACUUAGUGAAAAGAAUGGCUGAAUUAGAAAAAUUGAAACAGGCGCGACAGCUCUCUUUGAAUAAUUUAAAUAAGCCUAGUAGUAAGGAAACACUAAAACCUAGAAAUAAUUCAGUAAAUACAAUGGAAGUGAAUGCUAAGAAAUUAGAAGAAAAGAUUGCUUCAUCAAGAAAAAUGAUUGCCGAGGAAUCAGCUAAAAUGUUAAAACUAAAAGAGGAAGCAACAAAGUUGUCUCAGAGAUAUAAAAUAGUUUCCAAUGAACUGAGAAAUAUUACAACGGCAAUCACCCUUAAUAAGAAACAACAAAGAAAUGUGCAGAAUGGAUUAUCGAAAAUAAGACUGCAGCAUCAAAUGCUUUUGAAGAGCUCAACUACACUUAAACAUUCCACACCCCAUCCGCCUUCCAAUACCAAUAAUAAAGUAAUUAAUAGCACGAAAAAACAGAAAGAAAAUGAACCAUUAGUUAAGGAACAUAAAAACCCCAAUUUACUGAAAUCAGUAAAAGUUAGUGUAAUAAAUGAUUUAAAUAAGGAUACGUCUACAAUUAAUAAUCCACGAUUGUCAGUUGAAAUCGAUGUCAGUAGCAAUAAAAAAGUAGUUAAAGCAAAAACGCCGACCAAAGAGAGAACUGUAGAUUUCCAAAAGACUGAAGACCAUAUCGGUGAAUUUAGUGAUAUGAAUAAUUCGAUUGUUAGCGGAAGGAAAAUGGAUGAGGAUAGAAAUAAGCAUGAAUGUGAAGUCAAAGACUACAUAUCUCCGUUAGAUGCUCUGGGACGGACAGAUUGGAAGGAAGAUCCGAACGCAUUCCUGUGCCCGUUCGAAGUUGGCGGCACUUGCAAGGACACCGACUGCAAAUUCCUACAUUUACAAUCACAGACUCAAUGACAUUACACAAAAUCACACAGACACUCGCUACGCCACAGAAAAAAACACAAAAGACACACACAUACUCCCCUUUCCCUGUAAAUUGUGCCAACUUCAACCGUCGACGGAUCCUUCGUUCGAGUGUAAAGUAUUAAUCGAUUUGUUUAUGCUACAUGCAUGCUAUUGGGAGUCUCAAUCGAUUUGUUUUUCGUGUUGCGAUUUUAGAUGUGGUUUAAUGCUUUUCGUAUUUUGUAUCACUGGAAUGGGGCAUUUGUUAUAGCAAGAUAUGGUAAAAUGUAAAUAAUUUUCUUAUUAACGUAUAGGUAGAUAUUAACUUGCAAAUAUAUAUUAUUAUUCACAUUUUGCCUUGCAUUUUAAAAACAUGCGUCAUCACUCGUAUUUUCUCAAUUGCAUCAAAAUAAUUUCAAUGAUUCUAGUUUCUACCCUUUUAAAGUAUCUAUUAAACCAUUUUAUAUUUUUAUUUUUAUUUUAUUCAUUAUUUAUGCAAUUUCUAGUUGGCGAGGCAUGCGCGGGUCGCCUUUCUCUGGCUGUGGUAAGUUUUAAAUAGUGGUUUUGUAGUGAUUAAGACUCAGGACUGGCCGUACAGUGUUCGACGCGCACCGAAUGGUAAAACUGAUGUGAUUGUGUUAUUUAAUUUAUAAUAUUAUUAAUUAUAUAUUAUUAAUAAUUAUACAAAAUAUUAAACAUAAAAAUGUACAUAAUGUAAAAAGUUUUAAAAAUAAA